GGGAAGGAGGCGAGGCCUGCUAAGGGCGGCAGUUGCUUGCACGUCGUUGCCAGGUCCGGGUGAGUGCUUCGCGCAUUGUCGCCCGGCCUCCUUCGGCGCUUGCCUUCCUAGUCCCGCUCCUUGGUCCUUUCCGUUGCCCUGGUGCCGAGGAGGAGGCGCAGGAAGAGGAAAGGCGGCGGAAAGGUCACCGCGCGGCAGCCUGGCACCGGCCUCUUUCGCUUUCACAUUCGCGUUCAUUGCCGAGGCUCCCGCGGGGCGUAAUUGGUAGGGUCCUUUCUAGACGUGUGAGGUGGUCCCCCCUUCUCGCCCUGCCACCACCACGCGCAGCCCUUUAGAGAGGCCUCCAAGCUUGGGCGAGGAAGGUGAAACAGACAAAAUGGUACAUGCUGAAGCCUUUUCCCGUCCUCUAAGUCGAAAUGAAGUUGUCGGUUUAAUUUUCCGGUUGACAAUAUUUGGUGCCGUGACCUAUUUUACCAUUAAAUGGAUGGUAGAUGCAAUUGAUCCCACCAGGAAACAAAAAGUAGAAGCUCAAAAACAGGCAGAGAAGUUAAUGAAGCAAAUAGGUGUGAAAAAUGUAAAGCUAACCGAGUAUGAAAUGAGCAUCGCUGCACAUCUUGUAGACCCUCUUAGCAUGCAUGUAACAUGGAGUGAUAUUGCAGGUUUAGACGAUGUUAUUACAGACCUGAAGGACACAGUAAUUUUGCCGAUCAGGAAGAAACAUUUGUUUCAGAACUCCAGGCUCCUACAGCCACCGAAAGGAGUCCUUCUCUAUGGCCCUCCAGGCUGUGGUAAAACCUUGAUUGCCAAAGCUACGGCAAAAGAAGCAGGUUGUCGAUUUAUUAAUCUUCAACCCUCAACACUGACAGACAAAUGGUACGGGGAGUCUCAGAAGCUGGCAGCUGCUGUUUUUUCCCUGGCUAUAAAGCUUCAACCCUCCAUCAUCUUUAUUGAUGAAAUAGAUUCUUUUCUACGAAGUCGUUCCAGUUCUGAUCAUGAAGCUACAGCUAUGAUGAAGGCCCAGUUCAUGAGUCUUUGGGAUGGUCUGGACACUGAUUACAGUUGCCAAGUGAUAGUGAUGGGAGCUACGAAUCGCCCUCAGGAUCUUGACUCUGCUAUUAUGAGAAGAAUGCCUACAAGAUUUCAUAUCAACCAACCUGCGUUGAAGCAGAGAGAGGCAAUCUUGAAACUGAUUUUGAAAAAUGAAAAUGUGGACAGGCGUGUGGAUCUCCUCGAAGUUGCUAAAGCAACAGAUGGGUUCUCAGGAAGUGACUUGAAAGAAAUGUGUCGUGAUGCCGCCCUGCUGUGUGUCAGGGAAUAUGUUAAUUCUACAUAUGAAGAAAGCAAUGAAGAUGAUGAAAUUCGGCCAGUGCAGCAGAGGGAUCUGCACCGAGCAAUUGAGAAGAUGAGGAAGUCGAAGGAUGCAACAAAUCAGACCGUUCUAAUGCAUGUUAGUUUAGAUUAAGGCUAGGGAUGUUCUACCAUGGUCUCUAUUGGUGACUGAUUAUGUUAUUUAGAUGGUGGAAAUCAAUUGGAAGCAGAAAUAUCCUUUUAAUAAGUGUUUCUGGAAUUGUUUUUAUAUGCUGAUAUCUAAGUUAUUGAAAUAAGUAAUCUUGAAAAAUUGGAUUUGGCCUCUGUGAUCAUGACACGGAAGAAUGUAGUCCAGCUCAAAGGCAAUAUCCUGUUCCCUUGUUGCAGCCUUAAAAGCCGGUUGGUAGGUUCUAUUGUGGCACAUUGUUUCUGCAGGGAAGGGAAACAGAGUCCUUGUAUAUAUGUAUGAGAGAGAAUGUGUGUCUGCGUGUGUAUAUGAUAUGUGUAUAUAUAUCUAUAUAUCUACACGGUUUUUAUAUGUAGACAUAUGUAGAUAACUUGAAUAUGAAAAGCUUUUUUUCCCUUUUUCUUCCUUUUUUCUUUUUACCUAUUUCUGGAUCAAACCAAAUUGGAUGAUUAAAAUAUUCAAUACACAUUUACCUAUUUUUCUGUAGUACCUUAAUACAAAGGCAGAAUCCUAUUUUUGGAAAUAUUUUCUCCUUUUCCCACUUUUAACCACUGGUGCCACUAGUGCUAAUUGGUUUGGGUAGAAAACUUACAUAAAGCUGAUUAAACUUUUGAUUUUAUAUGAGUCCUAUAAAUUGUAUUAUUUUAAAAUAUUUUUUGUACAGUCAGAAUUAACUGCUGUGGAACAUUGGCAACUGCAUAUCGCCAAAAUUUAUUUUUCUAUUUCUGAAUUGUGAAUAAUUUCCUUUCUUUCAAUAUUAGAGAUAGGAGGGCUGCUGUUGUUAGUGUCUUCAUCACUACUGUAGCACUUGCUAGCACCUAUAAAUGAUCACAACAGAAAUUUAUAGUAUUCUGUACAUUGAUUUUAAUUUUUUCCCCCAUUUCCUUUCUACUGUAAUCUUACUAAGUUAAGUAGCUCUCCAUCGGUCCUCCAGUGGAUACUAGGAAUGACUUAUGUUCAGAUAUUCUUAAUGACAGAGAUGGCAAUGGUGAGUUCUCUUUUCAGGAUUAAUAUUAAAAAAAUCCAUCCAUACCUGCUAUGUUUGCCUACCCUGCAGUUUAAAGUUAUGCAUUGAUCAGAUGUACCUACUGUAAUCAGAAUUGGAAAGUACUGAGAACAUUCAUACUUUUCACAAGCAUUUUUAAUACAUUAACACAUUAGUCAUUGAAAUGAGCAUUGGGGGGAAGUUUGUAAAAAUACUGCAGCGAACAACUAAUGCUAGAAUUUCAUCAGCUCAGUUUAUAACUUGACUCUGGUUAAUCUUGCAGGUGCUAUUUUGGAUACAACCACUUUCUAUAAAACACAGGAUGUUCCUUAAAGAUGAUACUUAAUGGUUUACUUUUUUUGUUUUUGUUUUUCCAACAAAGGAAAUAGUUUCCAAGUGGAAAGUGGUUUGUGGCUAAGAAAAACACACCAUAGUUCAUGGUUAAUAACAACAAAAACAUAUUUCAUCUCCUGAAGCAGCUCUUAAGAUUUUUAAUUAGAUUUAUCUGGAUCAGAACUCUGUUUUUGCAAGUGGUUCAUCAGAUGCUUCUGGAGAGCAUUUUAUUUGACAACUUCUAAGAUUUUUUUGUUGAUGGGGGCAGUUCCUCUAGAUUUCAGCCGUACUGUGUGUGAACACUGAAGUAGUAUUACUUGCUCUCACAGCUAAUAUCCAUGGAUAGGUCCAUCCUAAUGAGUCCUUUAAAAAGCCACUUCUGCCAGUGGAUUUUGCAACACUGAAGUCCAUAUCAAAAUAAUAACAAAGUACUUGUUUGUAUAGUCGGAAAUCUAUCACUUGUCAGUUUUUCCCAAUGAUCAUGAGUGUCUGUAUUUUAAAAGAGGGAAUAGUAUUUUUCUGUCCAUGCCCUGAUUUUAUUUCACCAUAUUUACUAAAUUUCAAUAAAACCACAGAAUACAAAAUCAAUAUAAUUAUCUGAGCACUUCAUAGAGGUCUUGUCUGUUUCCACUAUUUACUUUGCCUUGUGAAUAAGGAUGCUACACAAAUUGAGCUAGAUUUGUCAAGUAAUAUGAAUCUGCAUAAUUUGUAAAGGUUUAUGAAUGAUGGUCAUUUUCUGCAAUAGUCUUUCGGGAUAUUCCUUAUUGUGACCAAAUUAGGUUGGUUUCACCAUUAAAUAAAACAGGCACAGAGUAGCCCAAUUUAAAGCAAUGUAAGUUAUGCCAUUAAUUUCAAUAGGACGUGGAUUCCACCUGCUCUCUUACUCAACUGGUGAAACACUCUUAUUCCUUUCAAGUUAUUUAUAAUUCCCUAUUUUGCAGUGGGAAAAUCAGAUUUGGAGACUAUUUCCAAGUUCUUUUUAGGGAUAAUGGCCAGGAUUCAAAGCCUGUAGCAGCUCAGGAAACUCAGCAAAGCCUCUACCUAUUCAGAAAAAUGUGUCCAUACAAAGCUCUUUGGACACUGACUGAUCAAUAUCUCCAGUAGUUUCAAAUGAUAGAGGCUUUCAACCUGGAUACCUAGCUUUGUCACUAGAUUUAAAAGCAUACUUCAAAAUCUCAUACCUGUCUGCUUUUUCCCACCUGCCUCCCCAUUAGUAUUUACUAGUUUGAUAGGUAUGAUUUAGACUGAGAGCAAAAAUUUAUUUCCUCUAGACUUGCAUAACAGGUAACAUUUGGACCAUUCUGCCAUAAUAUUUCCCAGAACAAUUCUUUGGGCAUUUACUCUUCCAAAUGUUCAUUUCAUGUUAAUUUAGUGAGGCUUGGGUUUUUACCCUAUUUGGCCUUAGGGCCUCUUGACAAUUCACUUUGUAUAAGUAUGCAUCUAGCUUUUACCCCAAAAAUGAAUUCCUUGGUGUUCUGAUUCUAGAGUUAAGAGCAGUCCUUCAAAAAUGCUGUUAAUUUCUACCUCCAUUUCCCACUUGUGGCAGAUAUGAACUGAUGUGUGUUGAUAGAAGUUCUCAUUUAAGGUUUCUGUGACUUUCUCAAACAGAAGACUUUUAUAAUCUAUGUUUAUUUUGCUACAUUCUCAUUACCAGAUUCAAAUAUUGCUAUGAUUUUAAGUGGGGGAAACUGACUUGGAUCCUACAAUAGGUUUCUGGAAGGAAGUUUCCUGUACCCUCUUCCCACUUGCAGGCACCUGCACCCCCUUAAAAGCCUCUCCAGACUGUUGGGGGCCCUUCCUGAACAACGUAGGAUGUGGGGUACCAGAUGCUGAUUGGGAGAGUCACCCCAAUCAGGCAGGACUGCCCAAUUUUGGGCACUUUUCUCCUCCAUGCUUAAGUGCCAUGGAAAUCAAAUGUGCCUAACUUUCUCUGGAUUGGAGCCUUACUGUAAUGCUAUUAUGACACCUGUUGUUCUGUUUUUUAUUCCUUCAUCCCACCCCCAAAUAAAUCCUAACAGAUAUUUUGCUUGUUUUGCUGAAGCAGCUGACUUUUUUACUUUAACCCAGAUCGUUCUUGAAUAGUUACAGCUAAUUUAUAACUCAUUUAUUUACAGUUGGGAAUUUUCCUAUUGAACCAUUACUCUAACAUUAUUAAGAUGUAUUCUUAACCAGUCACCUAUUUUGGAUAAGUCUUUGUGGAGUUCCUCAGUCUACUCUGGGUUUUAUUAUAUAGGUGGAAUUGUCAAGUUAGGCUGCAUCACAGUUCUCUACCUCCUGAUCACCGUAGUUCAGUUUCAGACAACAGUCUUUCUUAAACGGCGAAUGAACAGGUUCUUGCCGUGUCCCUCUACUUCAUAUAACCUGUGGUGCUGGGCUCUAUGUGGAAGCUUAAUGUGUACAGUUCUUUAAAACAGUGGCGAGAAGAUAAAGGCACGCAGAACUUUUACAUGGAGCUCCUGCUCUCUCUCUCUCUCUCUCUCUCUCUCUGUGUGUGUGUGUGUGUGUGUGUUUAUUUGCCUGGGGGGGGUGGAAAGUAGAGGAGUGUUUGCUUAUUCUUCCGUUAUGCAAAGAGAAUCUCAGUUUAUGUCUACAAUGGGCCUACAAACAGUACUUUUGUGGGUCAUCAUUGUUCAUGGAUACCCUUUUUGAAAGCUAAACAGUUUUCUUUUGUCUGCAUUUCUUCUUAUAAGUGGACCUUCCUCUUUUGCUUGAGGGAACUUGACUCACCAGACUUUAGGGAGUCUAAAAUAUAAGCAACAGUCAAGACACUUCUUGGCACUAGGCACACUUGAACUUUAUAUGCUAGUACCUGAAUACAAAACCAGGUCAUAAGAUGAAAUAACACACCUAAGAGCACACCUAUUACUGUUAGUUAAUAAAUGUAGGCAUCCAUAAAAAUAAAAAACCCUCUCAGAUCCUAAAACAUUUAAAAAAUGAGACAGGCCUUGACUGCAUUUGAAUAGAGAAUGAAGCAAUAAAUAUGACAUGAUUGUAGCAAAACACCUGUAACUGCUUUUUCUAUGUGCUGCUAAGAUAUUCCACAUGGUUUUUAGGAUCAAGCAAAACUACAUGUAUUAUGACCACAAUGGCUAAGUGUAAAUGGGGGAAAAUAAAACUCUUUCUGUUGGGCCUCUUUUGAAAAACCAA
This is a messenger RNA of Elgaria multicarinata webbii, 5960 nucleotides long. RefSeq names its product ATPase family AAA domain containing 1 (gene ATAD1). The coding region runs from base 377 to 1462 and encodes 361 amino acids. Lineage: Eukaryota; Metazoa; Chordata; Lepidosauria; Squamata; Anguidae. Gene Ontology annotation, molecular function: ATP binding; ATP hydrolysis activity. Gene Ontology annotation, cellular component: mitochondrial outer membrane. The record is from RefSeq and is a predicted model, not a curated record. The transcript has 10 exons. Gene Ontology annotation, biological process: extraction of mislocalized protein from mitochondrial outer membrane.